AUGCCGAACGAGCAGCCAAUGGCGUGUCGCGAAGGGCGGUCUCUACCCGAGCUGUCAAACUAUAAAGAGAGAGUCCGUGUUACAGGGGCCGGUUGGAAACACAGACUGAAAGGGACUCAGAUUUGGGAAAUUCUGCCCUUCUUUUGCAAAACCCCUUCCCUUUUUUAUGUCCACCCCAUUCAUGCUCCUUCCCUUCCCUUAGUCCCUGCAGAUUAUGGCAAACGCGUCUAUCAAGGAGUUCGGGUGAAGCACACGGUGAAGGACCUUUUGGCCGAGAAGCAGUCAAGGCAGACGGGCUCCUCGCGGAUGAACGGGAGCGUGAGCACAACUCAGUCCUCAUUUGUCCCUUUGCCUGGUUCCCCCACUGGUUAUUAUGGGGUUCGGAGAUCCCUCGUGUCAGACAUGGAUUUACAAAGCAACAAGCAGAUCCCUGGCGACGUCUACGCCUCUUCUCUCAUGACGAAGCCAUUCGGGUACGAGUCGCCGGCAGCGCAAGGGUAUCCCUCCCUCCUGGACUCCCAUUUCAUGGACCAAUAUGUUGACCAUCGGGCUGCUUCCGGAGCCUCCGCCCUCUUCGGCGCUUCGCCCCUGACAUCCGUUGGGCCGUCGUUUCCAAGCGACUCUGCACACUUUUUAGCUAGAGAUACCUGGGAUCAGUCCUUACCUGACAGUCUGGGUCAAUCAGAGGCCUGUCCAGAGUCCCUCCAGGUGCCUCCAACCACCGGCUGCCUCUCUUCCCUCGAUCCAGGGACGUCUUCUCAAUACCGAAGCCCCAGUUGGAGCUCCCUCGUCUCUGGGCCGCAGCCCUACUCCUUCCACACCCUUGAGGAUGUCCACUACGGCUACUCCGCUUCCUCGGCGUAUCCUUUCUCCUCUUUGAUGGCCGCCGUGUCCAGCGAUUUGGGCUCCAAGGCCUUCCACACUCCUUCUUCUUCUUUGGAAGAGUCUUCCGACGCAGCUCCGCUCCAUGAAGGCAACACUCUUUGGCCGAAGGAAGACGGGAACCCACUUUGGGGCUCCUAUGAAUCCCGAAGGACUUACUGA
Messenger RNA from Anolis sagrei ordinatus, 1044 nucleotides. Lineage: Eukaryota; Metazoa; Chordata; Lepidosauria; Squamata; Anolidae. The record is from RefSeq and is a predicted model, not a curated record.